Messenger RNA from Tilletiaria anomala UBC 951, 458 nucleotides. RefSeq lists its product as uncharacterized. The coding region runs from base 135 to 398 and encodes 87 amino acids. The record is from RefSeq and is a predicted model, not a curated record. NCBI's taxonomy places the organism in Eukaryota, Fungi, Basidiomycota, Exobasidiomycetes, Georgefischeriales, Tilletiariaceae. The transcript has a single exon.
CAAUAACGGAACUUUCUACAGCAUCGGCUGCUUCGUAUCUCGGUCACUACAGGUGCCUGCGUUUGCAUUGCUGUCGAAAUUAUGUCCAGUUGCACGCUUGACCAGCCUCCACUUUGCUCGAACCAAGGGCAUGCAUGGCAACUAAGGCAUGUUCUAGUACCACCGACAGACCAUCCCUGAUCCCUGUCCAAGGCACCUUCUCCGCUGAUGCCAGCAAUCUCAACCUUUUUAAUAUAGCCGUCGCUCAGAUCUUGCCAUCCAUGGGUCCGAAAGCAGCACAUGAAGGCAUCAAGAAAUUGGAACAGGUCGCAAAAUGUGCCUCACAUCAAGGCCCCGAUGUCGUCGUUGUUCCAGAAUAUUUCUCUCUGGCGCCACAUAUGAAGCUUAGAACGCUGUGAUAUCGCUAGGAAAACUGCUACCGGCGCCAGUCAAGGAGGUGCGUCCUUUGGCAUUCGUUG